Molecule: messenger RNA, 1644 nt
Organism: Cyphellophora attinorum
Lineage: Eukaryota; Fungi; Ascomycota; Eurotiomycetes; Chaetothyriales; Cyphellophoraceae
Product: Serine/threonine-protein phosphatase 2B catalytic subunit
Exons: 5
Coding region: 1-1644 (547 amino acids)
Biological process (GO): calcineurin-mediated signaling; fungal-type cell wall organization
Cellular component (GO): cytoplasm; calcineurin complex
Molecular function (GO): calmodulin-dependent protein phosphatase activity; calmodulin binding
Source: RefSeq, a predicted model, not a curated record
AUGGACAGCCAUUUGUCAAGAGCGGUGGUGGACAAGAAGCCGGUGCCCGAGAUCGACUUCACUCUACACACGAUGGAGGACGGGACACAAGUGAGCACACAAGAGCGUGUCUGCAAAGACGUCCAGGCACCUGCCAUGCAGGUGCCCACCGACGAACAGUUCUGGUCGCCACAAGACUCCUCAAAGCCGAAUCUGGCUUUUCUCAAGCAGCACUUCUGUCGAGAGGGCCGAUUGACCGAGGAACAGGCAUUAUGGAUCAUCAACAAGGGUGCAGAAGUCCUGAAAGCAGAGCCCAACCUUCUCGAGAUGGACGCCCCCAUCACAGUCUGUGGCGAUGUACAUGGACAAUACUUCGACCUCAUGAAGCUGUUCGAGGUGGGCGGUGACCCGGCCGAGACGAGAUAUCUCUUUCUGGGCGACUACGUCGACCGAGGGUACUUCAGCAUCGAAUGUGUACUGUAUCUGUGGUCACUCAAGAUCUGGUAUCCCAACACACUGUGGCUCCUGCGAGGCAACCACGAAUGCCGACACCUCACCGACUAUUUCACGUUCAAACUCGAAUGCAAGCACAAAUACUCAGAGAAGGUCUACGAUGCCUGCAUGGAAGCAUUCUGCUGUCUUCCGUUGGCCGCCGUCAUGAACAAGCAGUUCUUGUGCAUUCACGGUGGGCUGAGUCCAGAACUGCACACUUUGGAGGACAUCAAGAGCAUCGACCGGUUCAGAGAACCUCCUACGCACGGCAUUAUGUGCGACAUUCUAUGGGCUGACCCACUGGAAGAGUUUGGGCAAGAAAAGACUGGAGAGUUCUACAUCCACAACCAUGUCCGAGGGUGCUCCUACUUCUUCUCAUAUCCAGCGGCAUGCAAUUUCCUUGAAAAGAACAACCUACUGUCCAUCAUUCGCGCUCACGAAGCACAAGAUGCAGGGUACAGAAUGUACCGCAAGACGAGAACUACUGGCUUUCCUUCGGUCAUGACAAUCUUCAGCGCGCCAAAUUAUCUGGAUGUAUACAACAACAAGGCCGCCGUGCUCAAGUACGAGAACAAUGUUAUGAACAUUCGGCAAUUCAAUUGCACGCCCCAUCCAUACUGGCUUCCAAACUUCAUGGAUGUCUUCACCUGGUCGCUUCCCUUCGUCGGAGAGAAGAUCACCGAUAUGCUUCUUUCGCUUCUCAACAUCUGCUCCAAGGAAGAAUUGGACGAGGAUACUCCAUUAUCAGGCGGUCCGGUUUCACCUACCGCUUCAGAGGCCGAGUCAACUGAGGCCAAGCGCAGAGCCAUUAAGAACAAGAUCUUGGCGAUUGGACGUUUAAGUCGCGUCUUCCAGGUGCUACGAGAAGAGUCCGAGCGCGUCAGCGAACUCAAACUGCAGACAGGCACAGGCAAGUUGCCUAGCGGUACCCUCAUGCUUGGAAGUGAGGGCAUCAAGCAAGCCAUUCACAACUUCGAGGAUGCUCGGAAGGUUGACCUGCAAAACGAGCGUUUGCCGCCCAGCCCUGAGCAAAUAGAGCAUCGCGGUCAAGAAGAUCGGAAGGCUGCGAUCGACAAAGCCGUACGCGAAGCGGACAGCGAUGAAAAGAUCAAUGCCGUCGCUCGUCGCAUUUCUUUUGGGCAUAAGAACCCUGUUGGAAGCCGUCGCAGCUAG